UUUAUAGCACACCUUGAGUGUAUAAAUAAAAUAAAAUAAAUAAAUAAAUAUGUCACUAAACGUACAACUGGAGAAUUCACUAGUGAAUUGAUUGCCAUUAAAUGCUGCGUGUACACAAAUGGCAAACCAACAAUAGAACCGAGAAAGAAAGGAGUGGAGAUCGGUCAACGUUAUGGAUUCAGUGAGACGGAUUUGUACAAAAUCAACAAAUUAUACAACUGCAAAAAAGAUGAAGACUCUACGCACGUCCCGGAAACCGAAACGGUUGAGAAGUCGGAAGAGGAGGCAGAUAUUAAAAUAGACACAAAGAGACCUAGUGGAUCAGGAAAAUUAGUUGGAUCAGGGACUAGUGAAAAAAGCAACAGUAUAAUUUCCAAAACAUGUGCAGAUAGACGACGCGAUUGCGAAUUUCUCGCUAGAGCUGGUCACUGCGAAUCAAGAUUUAGUGAAGCUUUUAUGGCAGAUAACUGCCCUAAAAGUUGUGGAAAAUGCGAAGUGAAAACCACGGAAGCUCCAAAACCUUGCGAAGACUCAAGAACCUGGUGUGAACGAUGGGCCAUUAGUGGAAUGUGUACGCAAGAGAUAUUCAAAGACUAUAUGAAAAUUAAGUGCCCAAAAAGCUGUCAGCAUUGCUAG
This is a messenger RNA of Cylicostephanus goldi, 636 nucleotides long. NCBI's taxonomy places the organism in Eukaryota, Metazoa, Nematoda, Chromadorea, Rhabditida, Strongylidae. The record is from the annotation of a GenBank genome assembly.